UCGUGCUAAGUAUACGUACAAUUACAAACGUUCAUCAUGAACGCGAUCAAAUCUCACCACUUCGACUGUAUUGGCAAACGCUUUGUUUCCAAAAUAGUGCAAAUGGAAAUUUCUCAUGAAUUUGUCCAGAAACACGCGAAAGGAAUUGGUCUCCAUCAGGUAUGCUCAUCUGCAUCUCUGUCUGGCGGCAUGUUCUUGCAGUCGCUAUGAGAUAGUGUUGUCCGUUGCAUUCUAUCGGUCAAGAAUAGUGGGUUUGGAUGUCUCGUUAGAAUCGUGCCGCUUGCCAAGGCAUGACCGGAACGGAGGAUUGAGCGUGGUCACCCUAGAUUCCUCAAGGUUCAGCGGAAAGCCGUCAUUUCCACCCUUCAGGGUCGCCAAUGGUUUGGUCAAUUAUGCCCAUGUGUGUGAUCUCGGCCUCCAGUGUCAGUAUGGCUGCUUUUACGGUAUCUUACGGUAGGACGCCGUCACCUGAGAAAAUGCUCUAUCAUAUACUGUCCGGUGCGGAGACAUCGACAUAACCUCACCUCGUGAGGGAGAACCAUUCAACAACGCACUCUGCGACGAUUGCCGGAUAAACGUCCGCA
Laetiporus sulphureus 93-53 is the source of this 584-nucleotide messenger RNA. RefSeq lists its product as uncharacterized. The record is from RefSeq and is a predicted model, not a curated record. Bases 116 to 457 code for a protein of 113 amino acids. NCBI's taxonomy places the organism in Eukaryota, Fungi, Basidiomycota, Agaricomycetes, Polyporales, Laetiporaceae. The transcript is spliced from 3 exons.